Molecule: messenger RNA, 2527 nt
Organism: Mercenaria mercenaria
Lineage: Eukaryota; Metazoa; Mollusca; Bivalvia; Venerida; Veneridae
Product: carbohydrate sulfotransferase 8-like
Exons: 2
Coding region: 480-1403 (307 amino acids)
Biological process (GO): carbohydrate biosynthetic process
Cellular component (GO): membrane
Molecular function (GO): sulfotransferase activity
Source: RefSeq, a predicted model, not a curated record
AAUAAUAAAAGUGAUACUGUAUAUACAAUACAUUAAAACAUGUUACGGAUGAAGAUACAAAUAACAUGAAAAAGGCGAAUAUACAGAACAACAGCUUGUUUAUUGUAUACCUGCUAAUUGCUAGCCAGUACCAUACAAUUGGCAUCCAAUGAAAUCAUGAAAGGAAAUCGACAUUGUAACACACAUGUGUGUCCAAAGAUGCUAAAAUGUGUAGGAAUAUAAAACACUGACAUGAUGUUUAUAAAGAGAUUUCGAAGGUUUCGAACUAAAGGAACAUUUGGAUGUAUCGGUGUAUUGUUCUUGUUAUCAGCUUUUCAAAUGCACAGUUCCAUGAACAAGGUGAAUCAUGGAAUCAAACAGAGGAGUGAGGGAAUAUGUCAGAAAUAUAAAACAACAGAAAAAAGAACGUUGAAUGGUUUUGUGGUGCGCCGUGAGAAUCAUUUACUCUAUUACUGCGAUGUUCCAAAGGUUCUGCGUUCAUGAAUGCACUAUUUAGGGAAGCUUUUUCGUGUAAUGACUGUUAUUAUAAGAAAGUAAAUAUGGCAUAUAAGAGAAAAAAAUACAACUACGUUAAACAGAAGAUAGAAAAUUCUACGUAUUCUUUUAUGUUUGUAAGAGAGCCGUAUAGUCGUUUAUUUGCGACUUUCGAAAAUAAACUUUACUGCCCAAACGAACUUUGGCAAAUACUGGGAACUGAUGUCGUCAGAGUUGUUCGUAAAAAUGCCACGUGGUUAAGUAAACAAUUUGGACAUGACGUUACAUUUGCUGAAUUGGUAGAAUAUGUUGUUACUUUAUUUGAACAUGACUGGCGUUUAAAUAUUCAUUUAGCUCCUAUGCAUACUAGAUGUGACCCCUGCUAUAUUAAAUUUAACUUUAUUGGAAAGUUAGAGAAAAUGACAGAUAACAUAAUAGCAUUAGCUGAAAUGUGGAGAAAAAACGGAAUUAAAGUUGACUUUGAGAGUAGUGUAGACGUUAAAGAACUUGAACUUAAACACAAGCGAGAUAUGGGUCCUAUAACUCAUAUGUUUACUACAUUAUCGAGAUCGCCGGAGCUAUCAAGAUACGAUCUCUUUCAAAGACUCUGGUCAAGCUAUCAAAUUAGAGGAUUGAUCUUGAACGAACAUAAAAUGCCUUUUAGAGAAGAUCUCGUGAACGGCAUCGACAAUGUAAUGUAUGAGUUAGCAGUUAAAGAAGCAAUUGAACAAAGUUCAAAUAAUGUAACUGCUUUGAAUAAUCAACGCAAGGAAGCAUUGAUAAAAGCCUACAGAACGGUGCCUAUGGAACAUAUGCUUAGGUUAAGAAAUGUACUCAAAACUGAUUGUGAAUUGUUUGGCUAUGAUGAUAUGCCUCAGGCACUUUUCAAUAGGAGCACUUCUAUAAAUGUAAUAAUGGAAAAUACGUAAUUUAAAUCAUUAUAUAAUUUGUAAUAGAAAGAAACAUGACACUUGUUAUUCAUUUGUUAUUUUAAAACUGCUAAUUAAAGCCCGCCCGCUUAGCUUCAUAGGGAGAGCGUAGAUCUACGGAUCGCAGUGUCCUGUGUUAAUUUAAUCCCCGGGCGAGGCGAAUGUUCUCCGGGACGAUUUGAUAAAUAGCAUUUGGUCUGAAAUCAUUCGUACUUCACCUCUGAUUCAUGUGGAGAAAAUUGUAGAUACUUGUGGAGAACAGAUUUGUACUGGUACAGAAACCACGAACACUAGUUAAGCUAAUUGCCCGCCGUUGCAUAACUGAAAAAUGAAAACAAUGUUGAAAAACGGCGCGAAACCCAAACAAACAAACUGCAUUAACCACUUUUUACACAACUUCAAAUGCAUAGCUGUAUGAUAAAGACUGGAAACCUUUUGUAAAUGCUGCACAGUCAAGACUCACCCAAACUGUGAAAGUAUAUAUUCCAGGUAGAUUUUUGUCAUAUGUAUAUUAAUCAUAUUUGCAGGAUAAAUACAGGUAUAAAUUUUAAAUGUUUUGUCUUAUUUCAUGUGUGACUUUCGCUCGUAAGAAGAACAGUAUUCUUUUAGUUUAUUUUUGAUCGUUAGUGAGGAAUACUUGAUAUAAAAUUAUGUGAAUUCUUGAAAAUGUUACUUGAUAAAUAACUUGGGCAGGAUUUCAAAUAAUAAAAGUUUGAAUUGAUUUGUGCGUUACAAAGCGCUUUGUUAAGUGACGUUGACGUAAUUUAAAACCUGUUAAUGUCAUAUGAAGUUCCCUAUAUCUGUCCAGAAUACUUACGAUGGCUUUCCCGUACAGAAAUAACUGAAUGUUUUAUUUUUAAUUUUAAUAAAGCCAUUGUUAACUAAACAAUUUUAAGAUACGCCUACUUCUGACAAGCAUAAAUAUCGAUAAAAAUUGACAAAAAAGAUAAGGGUAGAAAACACCAGAAAAACUGCAUAUAAGAUUGGACAUAACGUGUAAUGAUAAAUUUAUAACAAAUAUUUUGCAUAAAAGAUGUUAGAAUUUAAAAUUUGCAUAUUUGCCAUAAAUGGGUGUAGUGUUUUUAAUUUUCAUGUGUUUAUGUUUUUUCUAUACCGAUACCUAU